This is a messenger RNA of Lytechinus variegatus (green sea urchin), 7687 nucleotides long. RefSeq names its product homeobox protein Meis1-like. The record is from RefSeq and is a predicted model, not a curated record. NCBI's taxonomy places the organism in Eukaryota, Metazoa, Echinodermata, Echinoidea, Temnopleuroida, Toxopneustidae. Bases 731 to 1456 code for a protein of 241 amino acids. The transcript has 6 exons.
GAUUAAUUUGGCUGUGGAAUGGAUGAAUCCGAGCUCUGGAAAACUCCUUUGUGUGUCAGUAAUUUCUGAGCAAUGCGAAUGAAGAUCCACUGAUCCGUCACAGAGUGUCAUGGCAACUCAGUAUGAUUGACGGGCGCAAGGGGAGAAAGCCUUCUACACUCGUAAUCUUUGGGAGAGCGUUUAUUCGUGCGAACGGUACGCUCAGAGUACCCCGCCGCUAAGCUCCGGCUAAGCUGAAACUAACCUUACCGUUAUAUUCAAUGCGAGGGAGACACCACUCAUUUUUUUUUCUCUCCCCCUCUCUCUCUCACUCCUUUCUCCUCUCGUUUCCCCGAUCAAGUAGGCAGCUACAUGCAAGUGCUGUUCAUCAGAGAGAAGCGAUCCAUUCAUUAGUUCAGCUCGCGAGACCCCGGGUCGUGUGGAUGCUUUUAUUCGAACCAGCUUUAUACCGAGGAGGGGAAAGUGUGACGAAGAAGGAAAAAAAUCUGACCACUUUUCACGUCUAGCUUGCUACCUUGCAGGCCUGCCGAUGUGAUAUGUAGCAGCGGUCAAAACUCCGGAUUUGACAGGCCAAGGGAUAACCAUUAGUAGUUUUGUGACACUCCAUCUCGACGAAAAUCCUUGGAUGUCUCUGACUUUGUUUUUAUUUGUGGAUCAUUUUCUCUACGCAUUUAUUGGACUAAUUUAGCGAAAUAUUUUCAUCAAGAGUUAGCGAAGAUAAAUUUGCGACAUGGCACAGAGGGGUUACGAUGAUGGUUUGCCGCACUAUGGUUCUUUAGAUGCUUCGUCUACCUCCAUGUACGAGGCCCAUGCUCCUCGGUCGGCCGUUCACUACUCACAAGCAUACGCUCAACCUCACAUGAACCACGCACCUUCGGUCGCACAUCCACAAUUUUACCCUGGACAUACACCUUCAAAUGUCAUUACUCCAUCGGUCACGCAAAGUGUCACAGAUAUUCACAAAAGGGACAAAGAUGCAAUUUACGGGCACCCGCUAUUCCCACUGCUCGCACUAAUAUUCGAGAAGUGCGAGCUAGCGACAUGUACCCCGAGAGAGCCCGGAGUGGCGGGCGGCGAUGUGUGCUCGUCGGAGUCGUUCAACGAAGACAUAGCCGUUUUUGCGAAACAGGUACACGAGGCAAGGGCGGAUAAACAGUACUUUUCCAGUAAUGAGGAACUGGAUAGUUUGAUGAUCCAAGCCAUUCAAGUAUUAAGAUUUCACCUUCUGGAGCUAGAAAAGGUACAUGAACUAUGUGACAAUUUCUGCCAUCGGUAUAUCAACUGUUUGAAAGGGAAAAUGCCCAUAGACCUCGUCAUAGAGGAUAGAGAGGGUAUCGGGGCCAUCAAAACCGGGGCAGCAUCACCGACAGAUGGGGGCUCAGAUAACCACAGUGAAUCCAGAAGCCCUAUGGAUCAGGUCAGUGUAAAAAAAUAUAAUUAUUUUUUCCUCGGCUGAAUACCCAGGAUACUGUUUUGACAGAGAAUGUAGAAUGAAGUGGAAGAAGAUUGGAAAGAAAUGUGGUAUGGUUUUAAAAUAUCCAAGCCUAUUAUUCUGAAUUGCAUUACAUGUACACAAUGUCACCAUUCUUUGACAAUAUUGUAGCACAAUCAGAUAUUAUGUACUGUACUGUCAGAUUGAGGAUGACCAGAGGAAAAGAAAAUUCAGCAGAGUAGGAGAUGAGGUAGGAAUUGAAGAGGAAGGACAGGUUAAAGGGAGAGUGGCAAUGUGCGUGAAUCCAUUGCACACAAUUGAUUUCAGUAGAAUACACAUUUUCCAUAGGAAGGUUCCAUAGCAUGGAGUUAAAUGGGUUAAAAGUAUCCAUGUGACCACUCACAUGUGAGCUUCUGCUGUUGGAGUAAAAAAAUGUUUGUAUCAUAGUUCUUUUUUCACUUUGUUCAUUAUGUUUCCAAAAAUAUACUUUAUGUGGAAAGAAUUAUUUUUUUUUAAUUUAUAAAGGAGGGAUCCCCUUCCCUUUUAAUACUUCAUGUAAUCUGUUUCAUUCUGAAUAAUGAUCUUGAUAGACUACAUGUCCGGGUAGCACAUAUACUAAUUUCUAUUGGUCAAUAAAGCUACAUUUUCUUUUGUCCAUGGUAGGCUAUACGUGCAUGCAAUGUUUCAUUUUAUGCAGUUCUCCUUCACAAAUUUCCAGCUAAAAACACAAGCGUUAUGAGUUUGAGCUGUCUGAUUGGAUAACCAAAUCUCUGAAACCAUUUAAUCAUGAUUGCAUGUCAAAAUCAUGACAGCCAAAAACCCAUUUUGAUAUUAACUGAGAAAUUCUGUUGACUUCACUGAACGAAAGUAAUAUAAAUUCAAACAAGAAAAUGGCUCUUUUCCUACUUGGAGCAAUACCCUGCCAUAGAUGACAAGCCAUUCUCCUGUCAAAAAGAACAGGCAAAGUCAACUUUUCCAUUACUUUGUGUAAUUGAAAUUUAAUUUUGUUCUGUUUGCUUUGCCUACAUGAUUCAUGCCAUGGUUGUGCGUAAUUCCUCUUUAAAGUCCUGGGCAGAAAGAUGAUUUUUAGAGGUUUUCAUUGCCGAUAAUGCGACUUUUGCAAUCUAAUCGGCUUUACAGAUCUAUUUCAACUUUAUGAACUUUGUUUUGCGACUAACUUGCAAUUACCUUGCUUCUAUUGGUGUUCUUUUCAUAACUUGAAUCAUUUCAAUUCACAUUAUUUUUCCUUCCAAUAACCGCAAAAUUAUAAGAAAUUUGACAAUUUGUUUGAAUUGAAAAUUAUCAUAUCAGUAUGAAGACAAGCCAAAUUUUGAAGUAAUAGAAAUUAAAUGCAGGUGUUAUUUUUUAAGUUUGAUAUCAUGAAUGAGUUUAUGGGCCCUAGCACAAUUCUUAUAUGAUGAACCAUGGGUCUAUAGACUGGGCAGGUAGGUAGAAAAGGGUGACAAUGUACCCUUCCAUAUUAGCCGCCCCAGUACCUUGCCAAGGUUCUGCUAGGUCAGGGGAUGGUGUUUUGGCAGACUCAUCCCACGACACCUGUGGUGAUACCUCUUCCUUUACAUGCAAUGACUGCAUUGCGGAACUUCCUGCGCUAAUUACCCCAGCCCGUUACAAGAACAGGGCAGAAAGUCAAAAGAAAUGUGAGGUUCCUGGACACUUGGAAGACAUGUGGCACUGGAUACUCACCAGUUUUGACUCCUAUGUUUGUUAGUUUUGACAGGUCUUGUGGUGUGCUUUGAUACAUCAAAUAAGUAACAGGAGAUACCUCUAAUGGAUACUUCUAUAAAGUCAUCGUUGACACUGUUUCAAGCUCUUUUGCCCAUCCCUCCCGUCUCUAUUGAUUUACUAAUUUUUCUAGAAAAUGAGGGAGAGGGGGAUCACUGAUAUGGCAUGUUCCCAAGUUCUUUAUCUUCACAUCAUGAUCGCCACUGAUAUGAUUUCCUUGCGAAAGUUGAUGGAGGAAAAUUUGCUACUCAAUUUCAGUGAAAUUGAGUUUGAUGUAUUUUGCAAAGAUUGUUGUCAUUGUUUAUUUUGUCCUUAGCAAGAAAUGCAAACAACUUGCAUUGUUUGGAGAGACAUUGAGUUACAAGGAUGCCCCAAAAGGUGUAUUAUGUUACUAGAUCUUUGAUAUUUUAAUGUAAGAUUUCAUAAAAUGACAUCAUCACAAUUUUUUUUACUUGUUUAUUUCAUUGAAAAAAAUAAUAUCUAAAAUUUUCUUUGCAUUAGGAGCUGAAAUCCAAAUGAGUAUGUAAUAAAUUUUAGAUCUAUGCCAAGUGAUGUCAAAACCUCUGUUUUUAGUUUGUUUUCUGCUCCGUGGUCCCAAAUCCAAAAUCUUCCUGUUCGAUGACUCCAUAGUAUGGCCAUCUUUAUGGUGGUUGUUUUAAGAUGGUCUGUCUUAGUUUUCGAUCAGAAUCAUGCACCUUCAAAAUUAAUUCCUGAACAUUACCACUUCAUGAGGCAGUGUGCCAUGCUACUUGGUACCAAAUCCAGGAGCAUCAUGCUCAAACACACUCGGACCAAGGAAUUUUUAAUUCUUGAACAGUGUCUCUUUAUGAAGCCAGUGAAUUCCCUAUUGAGGCAAAGUGCUUUUCCACUUUGUAAUGAACCCUGGGACUAGACUGUUCUGAUUCUAUAACUGAGCCAUCAUGAGUGUGGUUGUUCAGAGAUGGUCUCCCAAAGUCCUUGGCGAGUUUAGCUAUUGUACCAUCUUCAAAGUAAUAACUUGAACUUUGUUUUAAACCUAGGAGCAUAGUGUUCUUAGUCCAAUUUCUACCACUGUGCCAUCAUUAAGAGUGGUUGUUCUGAGAUCAUCUUGUAUAGAUCAAUGUACCGUAUUACCAGCAGUAUCUUCAAAGUUAAAGUUAACUCCUAUAAUCAAUUUAAUAUAUCAAUGUGUUAUGCUCUUCUACUUGAUCCAAAAUCUAGGAGCUCUUUGUUCUUAGUUAUGGCACUGCCUCUGAGCAAUAAUUUGGAUUGGUCUAAGAUGGUCAUCUGUAGAGGAUUGUAUGCUCUUUUACCAAACCCACAAUCUUUUCUCUACCCCUGAAGCUAUUACUGUGUUUGCUCAGCAACUUACAUAGAAUUUAACAACAUAGUCAUAGAGGUGAUGAACAGAUAUAUCUCCUGCAUUUGGGCAACCCUUGUUAUAUACUUAAUUCGUCGUUGUCAAUUCUGCUAUGAAGCAUUCCAGUACUGUCUGGCAAAGAUGAGACUAUCACCUUCGGAGUUCAUAGCAUUCCAUGAACAAUGUCGCAUCAUGAGGUAUUGUGUUGUUUGGUUGUAUGCCCUCCCUCUUUUCAGACCAGAUCAGAAUAAAAUCCAUUCAAGGGGUAACAAUGACAAAACAGAGUAAGGGGGUCUUAAAGGGAGAAUAACCUGUAACAUCAAUUCAUCAAGCAACUCAGGGCCCUUCUUUUCUUUAUACUCUUGACCAUUUCUUUCUUUGACCCUAUCUCCCUUCUGAUGAUCAUUCAUUCAACAAAAACAACUUUGAAUUGAUUGAUAUAAGCCUUACUCAAUGUUGCUAAAUGUGAAGAGAUCUUGGGUAGCUGAGGGAUGGAAAUGAUGCACAUUGUGGAGAAAUGGGAUGGGGUAGAAGUGAAACAUAAAUUCUGUAGAUUCAGACAGACAUGGAUGUAGAUAGAGAGUGAUAGGUAAAGAAAGCAAGUGGAGUCCAGAGAAUGAGAGCGAUCUGCCCAGUGACAUUAGAAGAAUUGCAAGUGAUCUAUUUUCGACCAGUCUGCAAGUUAAAUGAUGGAGACAUGGUAGAAAUGUGAAAAAACAUAAGAAGAGAUGAAAGAAAAGUGGGAAUGCAGAACCAUUCUUCCGCAAAUACAGACCAUUCUACUCUCUUUUACUGUGAAGAGAGAAACAGAGGGAGAGAAGGGGGGAGGGGUGGGAAGAAAACAUCUCAUCAAUCUCAUUUCUUGUACCAAUGUAGGUUGAUUUAGAAGCUCCAGAGCAAUGCUCACUUUGGAGUGGAGUAGUUUAAGGGGGGCAACUUAAAAGAUGACAGCUCCAAUUUGGUUGACGGCUCCAGAGAGAUAGCUUUGAUCCUCGCCCCUUGUUCAUCAUCACUGGGAUGGGAAGGUCCUCCAGCAAAAUUGGGUUUGGGAUGGGGGGGAAAAUGGAAGAUGGAGCGUUCCCUUAAUGUCUCCUGAUGCCCGGGGAGUGCCGUGCAAAAGAGAGAAAAAUGGGGGCUAUAUUCAUGCAUCUUAAUUUAGGAGUCCCUUUGACAGGCACGACCAGUCUGCCCCUGAUGUGCGGCAGUGAUGCGCUGGAUGAAUCUCAUCUCAUUAAUUCCCAUUUGAAGAGGAGAAAAGGGGGUAGGCCUUUUGUGUCCGGCUUGACAGUUAUAGUUUCAGGAGAGAUUAAGAGAUCAAAAGAGACCACAUGUUUGCUUGGAAAAUUACAGCUUCUCGUUUUAAAUAUGAAGAGGGGCAUCCUCAAAUGAUGACAUGUUUCCAUAGUAAAAAAAAGAGAAGAAGAUAACACUUUAAAUGAGCGGCAGACAUCCACUGUCUGUCUGAUAGCUAUUGUCGUGUUGUCAAUCCAUCAUUUAUACAGAUUUGGAUGUCAGAGAAAUCUUUAAAAAUGAAUAAAUUUGUGGACCAAUUUGAAGAGAAUCUUUAGGUUCUGUGAAUGAUUUAUGAUCACAGACCAAAUAAGGGAGAUAAAUUUUCUGACCUUCAUUUGAUGUUGGCCUUAAACUUGUUAAAGAUAUUAUCCCUAAAGGGCAUAUCAAGAAAAUUGGUAAGAGAUUUGAGGCUUUACUCAUGAUCCCAAAAGUUUGAAUUGACAUUCACAAGUCGUCUGUAAUAGAAACAGUAUAACUGCUCAUUUAUAUUCUUGCAGAUUGUAGGCCUACAUAUCAUGCAAGACCUAAUUUUGUUAGAAAUCCUAAAUUAUUCCUCAGAUGAAUUUGAUUAUUUAAUUGAUUCAGUUCAUUUGCCAUUAUAAUAUUGAAAUUAUUGUACCUAUAAAGUGCAGGGAGAACACUUUGAGUUAUCCUGUGAAGCUACAGCAGCAUUUGUACAACCAUGUCUACAUUGGAUGUAGCCUAAUCCCUAAACAUAUCAAAGUAAUAUUCAUCACAAUUAAUUGAAUUUUAAAAACCAGUGUUUCCAUUGCAAAUAUUCAUCACAAUUAAUUGAAUUUUAAAAACCAGUGUUUCCAUUGCAAAUAUUCAUCACAACUAAUUGAAUUUUAAAAACCAGUGUUUCCAUUGCAAAUUCAAACUUGUAAGGCCUGUCAAAGAUUAAUUAUGAUUGAAGGGAUAGCGUAUCCAUACAAUGUUCUGUAUAUCAUUCACAAAUUCUUUCUUUUUCCAAUUUCAUAUUCAUAAUAAAUCUUUCUGCACUCCAGAAAGUCUGAAAGGUCAAGGAAAGUUUCAGGCCAUGUCCUUAGCUAAGGUCAGUCAACCCCAGAGAAAAUGGAUUCCAACCCACCUUGAUAAGAAGCUCCUUCUGGGCUAGUCUAGGAUUUGGAGUCACAUUAAUCAAUGCCCAUUUAAAAUAGCGGCUCUUGACUUUGCAUGAUCCUUUGGAAUAAUGAGACAAUAUUUUUGUUCAAAUUGCAUAAAGAUAGUUUGAGCUAGAUAAUGUAUGUCCAUGUGUAGUUUUUUUUGUGAAACAGAUUAAAAAAUGAAAAAAGCAUAGCUUGGAUGUCAUGGCUCUAAAAUUAUUGACUGUAAUUGUACGAAACCCAACUAAUUUUAGAAUACAAUAAGAUGACGAUCUGCUAAUGAGGCCUUCUGUGCAAAAAAAUAUAUUUUGUAUGCAUAAUUUUUAUCUAUGUGCAAAGAGUUAGACCAGAAUGCUGAUUAUCAUUGUUAUAAUUAACUGGGUACGUGGCAUUGAUACCUUGGUAGGCCUAAUACCUUUGAUAGGAAACAAGACACUCUUGUAUGCAAAUACUUGAGGGCCACAUAUAUAUAUUGACUACAAACCAAACUAUUGUUUAUGCUGCAUUGAAUAAUUGCAUUUGAUGAAAAUGUAAUGGGUCUUGUGUCACAGACUAACAAGGAAUGUCCAGGCCCUUAUUGUUAGUUCCAAGGUCAGUGAGGUCAUCUGGGCAAACCAAAUUAGGUGAUGACCUUUGGUGUUUGGAAUGUCAGCUGUGGGCUUUCCAUGUUGACUGGGUUCAAUCUGUAAUCAUGGAGCUCAAUAGGUGGUUUCAGACCGCCUCGAAGUUCGCCAGUUCCAGGUAUUCUCUGAUCGGGAAAUUUACCCCAAUCAG